UUUUUCCCUCUUUUUUCUAAUCUUUCUCGCUUUUAAAAAUUCCCUCUAGACCAAGGCCCUACUCCCCUCUUUCAAGACAUGUCAUUGUUUUCUUUUUCUUAUCGUUAAUUCCUAAUCCGCCAUGCUAUCGUUUUGUUAUCUUCUCUAUCUUCUUACCUUAUACACGUCCUCUAUCAUUUGACUCAUCACCCUCCGAUACAAUCCUUGGUUCCCAACGAUACUGUACGCAGUGUUGCCACCAUCCGCUAUUUAACUAUAUACCAGGCGCUGCCCACUUCUUCAUCUGAUUUCUAUAUUGCCUCGCGAGAAGAAAACCAUUCAAUCCAUCUCGAACCUUAUCACUAACUUAUACACUUAUUCAUAUACAUCCAAUACUCAACUCGGCAUAUCUUAAAGAGUUGGAAAGACGUGACUUGAUCACGCUCAUCUAUACUUCUUCUUACGCUUCACCUCCCGCGUUUCCUAGCGAACCUGGAUAGUUUCACCAUGGCGGGACAUUUACGACUAUCGAUCCGCACCGGGAAUCACAGUGACAAGUCUGCACCUGUGCCACCGCUGACCGUCGUGCCCGGACUGACCCCUCCGGUCACACCCACUAUAGCGGACGACUGUCAUUCAUGUGGUACAAGGACAGCGGGAUCAAGUCGUUCAAGUUCCUUCAUCUCCCAAGAUGGAGAAAAACCACAAGACCUUUAUCAGGACGGCAUCCGCCUCUCGAGUCCGCUCCAAUAUACCGAUGAACUAGAAUUUCAACAUGAUCCAAAAGGCCGCCCAAUCGAAUUCGGUCGUGGUGUUUGGAGUGUCGUCUAUAAAGCUUCAUCUAGCCCUUCGUCGAAAUCGCCUUUGAUGACCCCUCCUAGUUCACCAGCAGGGGGAGGUCGGGUGGUAGCAGUCAAAUACCCCGUCCGACGAGAUGCACAUGCCGUCCUUGACGCUGAAGCUCUGGCGUUAACCCGUCUUAGUCAGGUACAGGGCUCGCAGCGUCAUAUUAUCCCUUUCCAUGGCUACAUUCCUGAGACCCAUUCCAUUGUCAUGUCCGCUGUGCCCCUCUCACUUUCAACGUACAUCGAAGAAAAGGCCGACCUUGCUCAAAAACACAAGACUACUCGGACCAUGUUUGAUCCCGUUGAAGGCAUGGCUCAGUGGCAAGAUCUUGUGAAAAAACUUGUCACCGGUCUGCGUUGGCUUCAUACGGAGUGCCUGAUAGUGCAUGGGGAUAUCAAACCUCAUAACAUCUUAUUAAAAUCACGACCAGUCGAAAACGACACAAAUUCCAACGGCGUCCCGUUUGACCCGCUGUUCGCCGACUUCUCUUCCGCACAUAACAUCUCCGGCUCCUCGUUGUCUGCCGAGAAAGAGACUGGGACCUCACUCACGGCUUUAACACCACCUUUCGCCGCCCCCGAGUUGUUAUCCGUAUCAUCGUUGACGUCUCCGGGCACGGGUCCCACUCCCGCAUCCGAUGUGUUCUCUCUGGCAGUUACCCUUCUCGCGGCGGCGACGGGUGAUUUGCUACUAUAUCCUGGUACCAGCAAUAUGCAACGCCUGGCUAUGGCCCGAGAAGGCCACCGGGUGAUUGACUUUGCUCGCUCGGGUCCCAACGGCUCCCGGGUCCCCCGCAAUGGAUCUGUCGAGCAGGUACUUAAACCUGCCGUUGUCAAGGACCCAUCUCAGCGCAUCCAACCCAAUGAAUGGGCGGACUUGGUUGCUGCCGUGGCUUAAAGUCAAGGUAGCAACGUGCAUCGCCCUUCCAUUCAACAAUCUUCCAAAAAACACAUUACCAUCGAAUUUUCCGCUCUUAUAUAAUUUUGCAUUACCCCAUCUUUUGUGAACCAGCUCCACUUGGGUCUUCAUUUUUUUUCUACUGAACUCGAACGUAUUCUCCCUUCUCCUCUUCUUAUCUUUCAUCAUUUUUCUUUUAUCCCUCUUUCUCUUUUCCUACAACAUAAUAUUAAAUGAUACCCUGUUGAUUCCCAUGUGAAUCUUCACCACAUGUCUCCUAGACCAUUUCAAAACAUCAAAGAGAGUGUCUUACUAGAAUACUGACUCCUUACCUUCUUGCAUGUAUUUCAGUAUUCAAUUCAACUGUUUGAUCGGGCGCGGAAUGCAACAAGGAAUAUUCCUUGACCCGUACAUAAAUGUACGAAGAUGCCUGAAAGAGGUCCUGUGGAAUUGUAGAAUUUUCCAAGUGGGGUAGACUUUCAAAAUGAGGUUAGAUUGGAGGGUAUGCUUUUAGAUCAUCAUAACUAGUCUUAUAUAGUAUAAUACAAGAUACGCUGCUCAUAAUACAU
This is a messenger RNA of Aspergillus alliaceus, 2291 nucleotides long. RefSeq names its product protein kinase domain-containing protein. Gene Ontology annotation, cellular component: cytoplasm. Gene Ontology annotation, molecular function: ATP binding; protein kinase activity. Bases 487 to 1722 code for a protein of 411 amino acids. Gene Ontology annotation, biological process: signal transduction; protein phosphorylation. The record is from RefSeq and is a predicted model, not a curated record. NCBI's taxonomy places the organism in Eukaryota, Fungi, Ascomycota, Eurotiomycetes, Eurotiales, Aspergillaceae. The transcript has a single exon.